AUGGCUCCUCCAAAAAGCAUCCUCUUUCCACCUGAGAAGAUUUGCAUGGUCUGGCAGCAGAGACAGAGUGCAGGAGCAGGGCUCUUCAAUGCGGGCAACACGUGCUUCCUCAACGCUGUCCUGCAGUGCCUGACCUACACGCCGCCACUGGCCAACUACCUGCUGUCCCGAGAGCACAGCCAGGCCUGUCACCAGAAGGGUUUCUGCAUGAUGUGCGUCAUGGAAGCGCACGUUAACAGGGUCUUGCAUUCCCCUGCCAGUGCCAUCCGGCCUUCAGGUGUCCUCAAAGUUUUCAGACGCAUUGGAGAACAUUUUCAGCGUGGCAGGGAGGAAGAUGCCCAUGACUUCCUGUGCUGUACUGUUGAUGCCAUGCAGAGAGCUUGUCUGGGUGCAAGCAGCGACUUGGACCUCUCUUCUCAAUACACCACCAUUGUCCAUCAGAUAUUUGGGGGCUCUCUGAGAUCCAGAGUCACCUGCUUCAGCUGCAAUGCCAUUUCUGACUCCUACGAGGUCUUCCUGGAUAUCCCUCUGGAUAUCAGAGCUGCCUCUUCCGUCACUGCAGCUCUGGAGGACUUUGUGACACCCGAGCACCUGGAUGGUGAAAACUCCUUUAAAUGUAGCAAGUGUAAGAAGAAUGUAGCUGCCUCCAAGAGGUUCACAGUCCAUCGUGUGCCCAAGAUUCUCACGUUGUGCCUGAAAAGGUUUGACUGUUUCACCGGCGGGAAGAUCAGCAAGGUUGUGGAGUACCCCGAGUACCUGGAUCUUCGUCCAUACAUGUCCCAGGCAGAUGGAGAACCCCGCUGUUACUCCUUGUAUGCUGUCCUGGUGCACAGUGGGGUCAGCUGCCUUGGAGGACACUAUUUCUGCUAUACGAAGGCCGGUAAUGGGCUGUGGUACCUGAUGAACGAUGAGUCUGUGGAGCCUAGUUGCAUUGACACAGCUCUCAAGCAGCAAGCCUACCUGCUCUUCUAUGCCAGAGCUGCUGGCUGGCAAGAGGACCCCAGACUUCAGAUCAAGGACAGGCCUGGUGGUGCUCCCGCGAGGACCGAAGCCCCUGCUCUGCCUGCGUACCAGCGGACAAAGCUGCACACCUCCUCCUCCGUGUCACUCCUGGGAGCAGCAGCGGCGUGGGUGCGGCCCAUCGGGCCCCCACCCGAAGCUAACCCUAAUAAAGGCAUUAAAAAGUAG
Hirundo rustica (Barn swallow) is the source of this 1188-nucleotide messenger RNA. RefSeq names its product ubiquitin carboxyl-terminal hydrolase 42-like. Gene Ontology annotation, molecular function: cysteine-type endopeptidase activity; cysteine-type deubiquitinase activity. The transcript has 10 exons. Bases 1 to 1188 code for a protein of 395 amino acids. Gene Ontology annotation, biological process: regulation of apoptotic process; protein deubiquitination. NCBI's taxonomy places the organism in Eukaryota, Metazoa, Chordata, Aves, Passeriformes, Hirundinidae. The record is from RefSeq and is a predicted model, not a curated record. Gene Ontology annotation, cellular component: nucleus; cytosol.